Messenger RNA from Acanthaster planci (crown-of-thorns starfish), 3363 nucleotides. RefSeq lists its product as uncharacterized. Gene Ontology annotation, molecular function: DNA-binding transcription factor activity, RNA polymerase II-specific; RNA polymerase II cis-regulatory region sequence-specific DNA binding. NCBI's taxonomy places the organism in Eukaryota, Metazoa, Echinodermata, Asteroidea, Valvatida, Acanthasteridae. Gene Ontology annotation, biological process: regulation of transcription by RNA polymerase II. Gene Ontology annotation, cellular component: chromatin; transcription regulator complex; PcG protein complex. The record is from RefSeq and is a predicted model, not a curated record.
AUGACACGCUCGAAGCUUUCUGCUGUGCAUCGUGUGUACCCCUGCGGGUUUGCCUUGUUCGUAUUGUUAGACUUUACGAAGAAAAACAUGGAAAAGUUUUUUCUCAAAACCAAUGUUUGCAAAAAGUGUGGGGAAAAGUCCCGAACAGUAGCAACUAGCAUGUUUUCCCCUGAUACCAAAAUGCAUAGCCAUCCCAUGUGUAUUUAUAUAUGAAAGGCGUUGUGAUCAUCGUGGCAUGCAUUUUCAACCAUGAAAAUUGUCAAGUAGGCAUACCUAGCUAGGCCUUCUGUUAACCGAACCAAAGAGCAAGGAACAGACUUGUCCUGAACAGGCCAAGGUCACAAUCGUCAGUUCGUUGCCAUGGAGAUUGAGGACCAACCAAUCACAGAAGUGGCAGCUGUGCCAGUGGUCAGCAUGGCUUCUGGAAAUGACCAGGAGGUCAUUGGGAUGUUACUUGCCCAGCAGGCAGAAAACGAAGAAGGGGAUCUGGAAAUAGAACAGCCAAGUACAUCUGAGGCGGAGUCUUCAGUUCUACCGACAGGUACCAUAACGUCCACGGUGGGAGACGCCAACACUCUGAGCUUUGGCGAUGGACAAAGUCUACAUGUGCAGGCUGUGCAGUUCUCCGAUGGGUCGACCGCAAUCAUACAGCAGAAAGAUCUUGUGGACGGUCAGACGGUGCAACUUGCAGAUGGUUCCACGGCUUACAUCCAACAAAUUCCAUCACCCGAGAAGACGUCAAGUUUUGAGGAUGGUCAAGCGGUGCAGCUAGAGGACGGCUCCACGGCCUACAUCCUAAGGACACAGCCCAAAGGUCAGAAUUUGCAAGCUGUUCAACUCGAGGACGGGACAACUGCCUUUAUCCAGACACAAAUGCCAGAGGGGUUUCCUGACCAGUCACAAGGAUUUUCCAGCACGGACGAUGCCGUUGAUCCCUCUACCCUCAAUGUUCUGGAUCAGUUCACCAAUCAGCAGAUUGAAACCGACGCCUGCAGUUCUCAGGAUCAGCUCCCUAAAGUGAGGAAGCCGGGCCUCAUGUCAAACACCAAGACCUACAACCUCGUCAAUUCCGGAAUGGUGGAAGGCUCCUGCUCCAAAGGCUACAGGUGUCGUUACAAUGGAUGCGGUCGAAUGUACACAACAGCACACCAUCUUAAGGUCCAUGAGCGGUCCCACUCUGGUGAGAAGCCCUACAAGUGUGAGGUGCAGGGCUGUGGUAAGGCGUUUGCCUCAGGCUACGGCUUGAAAAGCCACACUCGCGUCCACACCGGUGAGAAGCCUUACCGCUGUCCUGAGGAGAUGUGCACCAGGGCCUUCAAGACAUCCGGGGACCUGCAAAAGCACGUGCGGACUCACACAGGAGAGCGACCCUUCAAGUGCCCAUUUGAAGGCUGUGACAAGUGCUUCACUACGUCCAACAUCCGGAAGGUCCACAUUCGCACGCAUACCGGGGAACGACCCUACAUCUGCGAUGAACCUCAGUGCGGUCGAGCCUUUGCCAGCGCCACCAAUUACAAGAACCACAUGAGGAUCCACACAGGUGAGAAGCCCUACGUUUGCACCGUGGCCGGUUGCGGUAAGCGUUUCACCGAGUACUCCAGCCUAUACAAGCACCACGUUGUCCACACCCAUUCCAAGCCCUACAUCUGUUGCCACUGCGGCAAGAAUUACCGGCAGACCUCCACGUUGGCCAUGCACAAGCGCACGGCACACGGGGACGUCGAGGACGGCGAAGAAAUGGAAGAUCAGGCGCAGUUUUUCACCACACACACAGUUGCUGAUGCAGGCCCAGAAAUUGUUGGUGGUCCCGUGCCAACGUCAAUCAGUAAACGACCAACUGUUCAGUAUGAUAUCCCCACUGUGACUAGCGAGGGCGCUACAUUGAGCACCGACAAUAUCGUCAUCCAUGCCUCAGGCACCAGCCUACUUCAGCAGGCAGCAGCGGCUAAUGUCAGCAUGUCUCAGAUCAGCGACAUUGUCGGCUCCUCCAGCCAAGUCACCAUGGUAACCAGUGUGGACCCAGAGGUUGCCAUGGCAGCCAUCAAGGCAGCAGCCGAGGAGACGGCCCUGCAGGUGGUGACAGGCGAUGCCCAGGGACUAACUGAGGACCAGAGACAACAGCUGCAAGAUGCCAUUGUUGCUGUCAAUGUCCAGGAGACGCCGGAAGGAGUGAGCAUGGAAAAUGUAGUCACUGCAGUCGAAACUGACACCGCCAUGGCCUCGCUGGAGUCAUAGAUUGUGUUAUCAGAGGGAGUGUGUGGUAAGGUUGGAAGAGCCCUGACUGUGCUGUGUCCAGAAUGGGUGCAGUCUCGUAUGGUGGAUGUUUGCCUCGUAUGUACCAGAAGGGUUUUGACAGUACAGAGCAGCGACGGGGGUUUAGCCACGUCAUUCACCACAGGCGAAGACCCCUACUUGGUUCCUGACAUGCCCUUGUAUAUGCACAAUGUGAUCUGUGAAACUUCUUUCAAAGAAACACUCGGUGUCACUCGUAUAACAGACUGCUGCUGUCUGUCCAUUCAGUCAGAAAAUAUGUUGGGUAAAUUCAAGCCUGCGAGCAGAGUCCACAUGCUACUGAGUAGCAUUCCGAAAACAUGAACGAGUUUCAAGUCAAGAUGAACACCCCUACUCGUGGAUGGUACCAAGAAAGAAAAGACUUGUUUUGUGUCCUGUUAGCACAACUUUAAACUCCACUGUGUUUCGGACUGAGUUUUGUACUUAUUUUUGGAAGUCUUUUGGGGAAUUAUUCUGAAUAACUCCCACUUUGCUUUCUGUAAAUGAUUGCAAGCUUUAAGAUGCAAACUGUAGAGGAGAUGAUUCUAAACUAAUGCCUAUGUCUUACGUCAAGUCAUGACUAAUGCUACACCACCCUGAAAAAUGACAUUGUAAAUAACAAAAGUUGUUUAAUUUUUCAAUUUAUUUCUAUUGGAACAAAAGGUGUUUAAUUUUUGGAUGUAUUUGUAUGGAACAGCCAUGUUUACUUGCACCAUGAACAUGAGUUUGUGAAUUAUUAAAAUUUUCCAUACCUGCAACAUUCUGCAGACAGACAUACGAGCGAUUGCCGUGUCAAGUUUUCAAGAUGUCUAUACACGUUCACUGCAUUAUUCUAAUUCUCACAAGCCUGAAGAUAAGUAAUGUGCAGUUAACUUCCAUGAACAUUAAAAUUCCUCUACAUAUUUGUUCGUCAAAAUUUUCUUUGUGGUGUCAAUUUCCAAUUAAUUUGUUGCAAACAAGUUAAUUUAUGAUUUACAAGCAAAUCUGGCAGCCAUCAAUUUUCCUGGGAAUUAACUCAAUGUAUUUCGUUUCGUUUCUUCAGGAAACAUUCUGAAGUUGGGUGUAAAUAAACAUCAGAUCUAUUGAUUUUAA